This is a messenger RNA of Haemonchus placei, 330 nucleotides long. Lineage: Eukaryota; Metazoa; Nematoda; Chromadorea; Rhabditida; Trichostrongylidae. The record is from the annotation of a GenBank genome assembly.
AUGUCGGAAUCGAUACAGCUGAGGAAAGUCACACCAGAUGGGAUGCUGCAGGAGGGUGGUUGUUCCAACUGCGAUGAAUAGUUAUAAGCUGACAAUUACAAUGGAAUCUAUAUACACGUUUGCUUACAUCAUGUGCUACAACAUGCUACAGUCACAUUCCUAAACAUCACUAAUGGGCUUGAUACAGGCCCAAAGUUUACUCUCGAAGACCUCGCAUGUGACACGCAGGGAGUUAAGAUCUGGAAAUUGGGAUGGUCAUUCCGUUUUGCUGGUGAAAUCGGGCAGCUAGCGUCGGCACCACUCCUGGACAAGCUCAGCUCUACGGGCUGA